This is a messenger RNA of Tarenaya hassleriana, 2794 nucleotides long. RefSeq names its product probable LRR receptor-like serine/threonine-protein kinase At5g48740. The transcript has 15 exons. Gene Ontology annotation, biological process: protein phosphorylation. NCBI's taxonomy places the organism in Eukaryota, Viridiplantae, Streptophyta, Magnoliopsida, Brassicales, Cleomaceae. The record is from RefSeq and is a predicted model, not a curated record. Gene Ontology annotation, molecular function: ATP binding; protein kinase activity; protein binding. The annotation marks the transcript as partial.
CACGAUUUUCUUCCUCCUCCCGGGUUCUUUGUGUUGCGUCUCGGUUACUGUUGUCAACAAAGAGCGUAUAUUAAUGGAACAGGUUUCUUGAGCUUGUCUUGCGGAGGUCCAAGCUAUGUGGACUCGUCCAACGUUUCUUGGGUAUCAGAUGAUGAGUAUAUUGACAGAGGGAACACAAGUACCGUGACUUCUCCUACCAGUUUUCCCAUCAGAUUUUUCCCGGAUUCUCGAGGUCGGGAAUGUUAUAAGUUGCCUGUGAAAACUGACUUGUCCUCCUCGGUUCUUGUUCGGGCCAAAUUCGUUUACGGGAAUUAUGAUGGUCAGAAUAGGCCUCCUUCAUUUCUCGUCUCCCUUGGAAGGACGGUCGCUGGUACUGUAAAUCUGGGAGCCAAUGAUCCUUGGACCGAGGAGUUGGUAUGGCCAGCGGUAAACAAGGAUACUGUCUUGUUCUGCUUGCUUCCGAUUGAAGGGAGAGGAAUUCCCGUGAUCUCUUCGCUUGAAGUACGGCCACUCCCUUUAGGUGCUUACAGGAACAACUUGGAGGAUUUCCCGAGCAAGAUUCUCAGGAGAAGUUACCGUAUCAAUAGCGGAUACACAAACGGGACUAUCCGGUACCCAUCAGAUCCAUUCGAUCGAAUAUGGGAUCCUGAUCAAAGCUUUUCACCUUUUCACGCGUCUUCGGGCUUCAGUAUGCUGACGAGUUUGAACUCCUUCAACAUUACCGAGAAUCCUCCCAUUUCUGUUCUUCAAACUGCACGAGUUCUCGCACGAAAGGACAGUCUCACGUAUUCCCUUUCUCUUGAUAAACCUGGAGACUACUAUGUUAUCCUCUACUUUUCGGGAAUACUCCCUCUUUCCCCUUCUUUCGAUGUAAUAAUCAACGAUGAAGUGAAACAGUCUGACUAUACCGUGACAACUUCAGAAGCCAGUGCUCUGUAUUUUACCCAGAAGAGAACCAAGAAAAUAAACAUAACGCUCAAGAAAAUCAAGUUCAAUCCUCAGGUUAACGCCGUAGAAAUCUAUCAAAUUCUCGAUAUUCCUCCAGAAGCUUCUUCUACCACAGUUUCUGCACUUCAGGUUAUCGAGCAGUCAACUGGAUUGGAUCUCGGAUGGCAAGACGACCCUUGCUCUCCAUUCCCAUGGAACCAUAUCAAAUGCGAAGGAAACCUUGUUACAUCGCUGUUUCUUUCAGAAAUCAACCUACGAUCCAUUAGUCCGGCAUUUGGCGACUUGCUUGAUCUCAGGAAACUCGAUUUGCAUAAUACGUCCCUUACUGGGGCAAUACAGAAUCUGGGCAGUCUCCAAAAUCUCCGAAAACUGAAUCUGAGCUUCAAUCAGCUAACGUCAUUCGGCUCAGAAUUGGAAGAUCUGGAUAACCUUGAAGUUGUGGACCUGCAAAACAACAGCUUGCAGGGAAUAGUUCCUGAAAACUUGGGAAAUGUGAAGAAUCUCAGUCUGCUGAAUCUGAAAAACAAUAAACUACAAGGCCCCUUGCCCGAGUCUCUUAACAGAGAAAAUCUGGAAGUCAGGACAACAGGAAAUCUAUGUCUUUCAUUCUCUGCAUUAUCAUGCAACAACGUCUCGUCAACAGUUGAGACACCGCAAGUCACUAUCAUUCCACAUAAGAUACACAAGAAGCAUAACCAUUUAGCAAUCUUACUUGGAGUCGCUGGCGGAGCCUUGUUUGCCAUUCCCCUCGUCUUUGUUCUCAUGUUGAUAUGCAGAAAGAGACAGAGAAACAAAGAUGGCGAUGCAACAAGAGCACAGCUGGAGAUGCGGAACUGGAACACAACAAGAAUCUUUUCUUACAAAGAGAUCAAGGCAACUACAAGCAACUUCAAGGAGGCAAUUGGCCGUGGAAGUUUUGGAUCUGUGUACCUGGGAAAGCUAUCAGAUGGGAAGCAAGUUGCAGUGAAAGUGCGGUUUGAUAGAACUCAACUCGGGGCUGAUUCUUUUAUCAAUGAGGUGCAUCUUCUGUCUCAGAUUCGCCACCAGAAUCUAGUUUCAUUUGAGGGUUUCUGCUACGAACCAAAACGGCAGAUACUGGUUUAUGAGUAUCUGCCCAACGGAUCACUGGCUGACCACUUGUACGGACAAAGAAGUAAAAGGCUUUCGUUGAGCUGGGUUUCAAGACUGAAAAUCGCAGUUGACGCUGCAAAAGGAUUGGACUACCUGCACAAUGGGAGUGAGCCGAGGAUCAUACAUCGUGAUGUGAAGUGCAGUAACAUACUUCUGGAUAAGGAUAUGAAUGGGAAAGUUUCCGACUUUGGCCUGUCAAAACAGUUUACAAAGGCAGAUGCUUCUCAUAUUACUACUGUUGUCAAGGGCACUGCAGGCUACCUUGACCCUGAGUACUAUUCCACCUUGCAACUGACGGAGAAAAGUGAUGUCUAUAGCUUCGGGGUGGUUCUGUUGGAGCUCAUAUGUGGGAGAGAACCCUUGAGUCACUCAGGAUCUCCCGAUUCUUUUAAUUUGGUUCUAUGGGCUAAGCCAAACCUACAAGCAGGAGCAUUCGAGAUAGUGGAUGAUAUCUUGAAGGAAACAUUUGAUGCACAGAGUAUGAGAAAGGUUGCUUCCGUGGCUAUAAGUUGUGUGGAGAGAGAUGCUUCAGAAAGACCAUCUAUUGCCGAAGUUUUGGCUCAACUGAAAGAAGCGUACAACCUUCAACUCUCAUAUCUUGCUUCUUCGGCACAUACAGACUGAUUAAAGAACACAAACAAGACAAUACAUAUGCAUAAAUAUAUAUACUGAAUGCUAUAUUUAUUUGUUUUAUAAAGUUUAUAAGCUAUUUGGA